This is a messenger RNA of Ogataea philodendri, 843 nucleotides long. RefSeq lists its product as uncharacterized. The transcript has a single exon. The record is from RefSeq and is a predicted model, not a curated record. Bases 1 to 843 code for a protein of 280 amino acids. NCBI's taxonomy places the organism in Eukaryota, Fungi, Ascomycota, Pichiomycetes, Pichiales, Pichiaceae.
AUGUUUGAGCCCAGCAAACGCGUCGCCCAAAUCAAUAGGAGUCUGUUCCUUGUCCCGUUGGAGUCCCUCGUUGACAGAGUGCUCCUGGAACGCCUGAGCAGCGGCCUUGACGGCCGGGUCGUUGAAAUUGUGGUUGUACUCUUUGUUCAUGGUGUCCAGCACGUUCUCGAGCUUCUGCAGACUGUCCUGCUGGGCCUGGAGCUGGCUGAUCUUGGCAGAGGCUUCCUCGGAAAGUUUCUCGACCUUGGCGGUGAGAUCGUUGAAGACUGCCACGAUCUCAUUCUCCUCCUGGCUGUAGGUGCGGAUCUUGCUCAACUGGUGCAAUUCGUGCUCGAGCUCUGCGAUCUUGGACUCCAAUUGGUGGAGAUCGUGCUGGAGUCUGCUGCGUUUCUUGAACACCUGGUGGGCGAGUUUUUCUUUCUUCUCGAGUCCCUUGCGGACGAUCUCGUCACGCUUCUGGUUCUCCUUUUCCCAGGCGGCGUGCAUCUCGGCACAUUUCGACGGACAAAGCCCCUCUGGCUCGUCGGACCCGUCGCAGCACACGUCAUAGUCGCAAACGCCGUCGUUCACCUUGAACCAGGGGAUGUAGCCGGGCGAAAACCCUUCAUUGGCGCAGUAGAACUGCGUUCCCACGCACGCCGAGGUGCCUGGCUCAUCAGAGCCGUCGGGGCAGUCGCAGUAGUCGUCGUUGAUUUUGUCUGCGGAAAUGACGAUUUGCGGGUCGCCCAGACACCGCCAAAGCCCGUUUUCGUCGGGCUGGUAGACCGCCUGGCUCUCUGGCGAGACUCCUCGAACCCAAUGGGCGGAGGCCUGGACACAAAGCAGAAUCAGUGCUAUCAUUAA